GUUGAAACGCUUUCUGAUUUUAGCCAUCAAAUAUUUCAAGAAAUUCUUAAUGACGAUUUGAUAAUGGGACAAAUUCAACUGCCAUUAACUUCUAAUAAUGAACAUAUUAAAACAGAAAAUAUGACUAUUAAUGAUUUGCAAUUUGAAAGAGUUGAUGUGGAAGAUCUUUUAAUGACUUGGUCAAAAAAUAUACAUCAGAUGGCAUUUGAUUCU
Molecule: messenger RNA, 213 nt
Organism: Racocetra persica
Lineage: Eukaryota; Fungi; Glomeromycota; Glomeromycetes; Diversisporales; Gigasporaceae
Source: the annotation of a GenBank genome assembly